AUGUAUGCCCUGGCAUGGCGAAAGCAGAAUGACUCAACGCAGCAGGCUCUCACAGGCCCGUUCCUCGCAAAUGUUUUUAUGGGCAAGAUCAAAAAAACGAGUCUAAGGGGCACCAUCAAUGGCCUUGCAUUUUACGGUCGAUAUGUGGAUGAUAUCUUCUGUUUGACAGACUAUAACGCUGACAAUGACGCCCUGGUCGCGAAGUUUAAAAAUACACCAACUCAGAAGAAGAAGCGAUCACUGCAACAAGAGCUUUAUUGUCCUGACGUUUCCAAUUCCGUCGGGAAUCCUUAG
Molecule: messenger RNA, 294 nt
Organism: Dibothriocephalus latus
Lineage: Eukaryota; Metazoa; Platyhelminthes; Cestoda; Diphyllobothriidea; Diphyllobothriidae
Source: the annotation of a GenBank genome assembly